AUGGUGGACGCGGACGAGAUCAUCGAUGAGGUGGUCGGCGACGAGGAGAUGGGAGAAGCGACAGGGCUGGACCCGACUGAGGCGGUGGAUGCAGAUGACGAGCCGACAGGGUUGGAGGACAUUGAGCCAGAUGUGCCUGAGCGCACCACCUUCCUCGACUACCUCCGCUCCCCAAUCAUCCAACUCGUAGUCGGCCAAGGCGCAGAACAAACCACCCUCUCCGCCCACCAAGCCCUCCUCACUAAAUCCCCCUGGUUCGCCGCACAAGUCGACGUCUUCUCCAAGACUACCACCACCCCCCGCACCAUCGACCUCGCAAACGACGACCUCCAAGCCACCUCCAGCGUGCUCGAAUACCUCUACAAAUCCGACUACUACCCCCGCAUGACCGGCACCCAAAGCAUGGAAUACGACACCACCGUCCCCCAACCCGACAACGACGGCAUCGGCCUCCUCCGCCACGCCCGCGUCUACAGCCUCGCGCAACGAUUCGGCCUCCCCGCGCUAGCGAGUAUGGCGCACCGCAAAAUCACCCUCACACAAUCCACCGCCCGGGGCGAAAUCGCCUACGCCCGUUUCGUCUACACGGAGACGAGUCCCGACGAUAUCACGAUCCGGAAACCCGUUGCGCAUUUCUGGGCCACACGCAGUCAUGUCUUGCGACAUGAGGCCGAGGCGGAAUUCAAGCGCAUGUGUCUCGAGUUCCCGCAGUUCGGGUAUGAUGUCCUUAGUCUCGUGCUCGAUCAGCAGGAGAAGCGGAGUGCAAGGGCGGAGGCGCAGAGUACCGCUCCGGCGAGCGGGAGGAAGCGGCAGAGGGUUAGUGGGAUUGUGCCUUGA
This is a messenger RNA of Recurvomyces mirabilis, 837 nucleotides long. RefSeq lists its product as uncharacterized. The transcript is spliced from 2 exons. Bases 1 to 837 code for a protein of 278 amino acids. NCBI's taxonomy places the organism in Eukaryota, Fungi, Ascomycota, Dothideomycetes, Mycosphaerellales, Teratosphaeriaceae. The record is from RefSeq and is a predicted model, not a curated record.